Messenger RNA from Plasmopara halstedii, 403 nucleotides. RefSeq lists its product as uncharacterized. The record is from RefSeq and is a predicted model, not a curated record. Lineage: Eukaryota; Oomycota; Peronosporomycetes; Peronosporales; Peronosporaceae. The transcript has a single exon. The annotation marks the transcript as partial.
AUGGAGGAUGAAAGCAAAAGGAACGACUUGAAUGGAACACCUUCUCAGACGAUCUCAAAGACACAUCAAAUGUUCGUGUCUUUGAAUCUCCGAAACGAAGUGCGUGACUACAUUCGCUCUUUUCGGACAGCACAAGCACUUGUCGUAUUAGAACACAAUAUUCCAACCCUGCUGAAGCAUUGGUCUGAGCACCAAACAAAAUGUCUAAGACGACUCAUGUUGUACUGUCGAAUUCUCUGUAUUAUUGACAUUUUGACUCUUCAAAGCGAAGCAAACACUAGUAAUUCGUCGUCGAAUGGUGCGUCAUUGCUAGCAAUUGAAGAAACAAAGCGCGAUGGAUGGAAUCCAGAUUUAGCGAUUGAAGUUGCUCGUCAAGUUUUCGUAUCAAAUCUGGAGAAUACAA